Messenger RNA from Linum trigynum, 958 nucleotides. Lineage: Eukaryota; Viridiplantae; Streptophyta; Magnoliopsida; Malpighiales; Linaceae. The record is from the annotation of a GenBank genome assembly.
GGCCUGAAUGACACACCAUCAUUCAGACAUUCACAGCUGAACAAUGGACUUUACAUUAUUAUUAGAAUGAUUAAGCCACGAACAUAAAAAAUUACCAAAAAUUGAAAAACAGUGUUCAUUACAAAAAAGUCGCGUUACUGUUCACGGGAGAGGCUGGGUGAUUCCCUGCGGUACAGUUCAUGUGAGCACAUGUUUAUUAAUUUUGGGCAGAUCAAGUGUUGCCGUUCAUAUGACUUUUAGUUUGUCAGAUGUCAUGAGCUCAUAAAGAAAUAGUUGCACCUAAUCAGUCACACCCUUAAAAAAAAAUGGUGGGCCCUACCUACCAAACCUUCUUGCUUCUCUCUCACUCUCGAGAGCUCUUUCCCCUUUUCAUUCAAUCCCCAAUUAACCACCUUCCAUCUCCGAAUCAAUGAAAGGAAACCAGCGGGAGCAGGUGGCGACAACCGAUUUUCCAUCUCCGAAGCCGCUGAACGGACGGCACGACGGCUGGAGAGUGAUGAAGAAAGAUUUCCCAUGGAAAUCCCGUUUUUUCUUUUCGACGAAAUUGAAGCACAUGCUCUAUUCUCUGCAAAAUCGGAGCCGCGAGAAAGCCCGAUACUCCCCACCGUCGACUCCCUGGCGAUUGGACAAGUAAAUCAAGUUGGCCAUGGAAUGCAUGCAGUCAUCGAUCUUCCUCCUCCUUCCUACAGGCAAGAUCUAUUGCCCUUUUUGGGACAGAGAGCUAGCUAGAGAACAAUAGAAAGGGAAAAGUAAGAGAUCGAACCCAGAGAAGACGAAGCGGCCGCAGUGUGCUUCCAUUCCCGUUACAAAGAACGUUUCCUUUGUUAAUCGCAGUCAUUCCUUCUCAGCUGCCACAUCUAAUCCGUGGACUAGAUCUCAAAUUGGCAGGGGAGAAGGAGCGAAUAUACACCGGAUUCUGUUGGAUCGAGGAGAGGAGGAAUCAACUACAUUUUUUACU